CGCUGGCAGGCAGCGGUACUGAUCAGCCAGCUGGACUCUGGCUGCGUUGAGUCAGUCCGCUGUAGCUGUGCCGACUGGAGGGAUGUGACCCCGGAACAGGACGCCCUCCUACAACAACACACCAUUCAAACAGAGCACAGAAGAAAGAAAAGCUGGACCAGGAGGGAGCCACAGGAGCAGGGGGGAUGAACCGCGAGGAGGCCCCGGGGAAGUCUCCUGAAGACAUGUACAUCCAACAGAAAGUGCGGGUCCUGCUCAUGCUUAAGAAAAUGGGAUCAAAUCUUACGCCGAGUGAAGAGGCUUUUCUCCGAAAUUACGCAGGUGUGGUCCACAGUCAGAUGAGCCAGCUACCACAGCACAACAUAGACCAGGGUGCUGAGGACGUGGUGAUGGCGUUCUCACGGUCAGAGACGGAGGACCGGCGACAGUGACCCUGGGCCCCCCCCCACCCUAUCCCACCCCGCCCCACACGUGAUCCGCAACAACCCAAACUCCACAAACACGACACUGAUGAGCUCAGGAGAGGAGGGGCACCAGGAAGGGACAGAAGAGGAGGGGAAGAGACACCAGGAGGUGGCUGCCUCCCUCUCCCCCAGCCUUUUCCAUCCCAACUCCUCCUCACACAAGCUGACACACCAUUACCUGAGAUGCACUCAAGUGGGUCACUGUGGGUUGACGCCUUGGCAACAAGGCAGUCAAUGAAAACACUCACAGAUUGUGUGGAUGAAUAUCAAAUGUAGUUUUUUUUGUUUCUUU
This is a messenger RNA of Xiphias gladius (swordfish), 756 nucleotides long. RefSeq names its product catenin, beta interacting protein 1 (gene ctnnbip1). The record is from RefSeq and is a predicted model, not a curated record. Gene Ontology annotation, cellular component: beta-catenin destruction complex; nucleus; cytosol. Gene Ontology annotation, molecular function: beta-catenin binding. The transcript has 4 exons. Lineage: Eukaryota; Metazoa; Chordata; Actinopteri; Istiophoriformes; Xiphiidae. Bases 186 to 431 code for a protein of 81 amino acids. Gene Ontology annotation, biological process: negative regulation of Wnt signaling pathway.